UGCCAGGCUUGCAGCAUCUGGGAAUCUGGAGGCCCCAACACACCACCUUAUCUGCCAACCCCAUCGACGAACAGUGUUGUUAGGUUCGAGAAACUUGAUGUCCUACAUAACAUGAAAAGGAUGAAUACAGAAGCAGGAGGUUGGGAGGCAAGCAGCAGCAUGGUGGAUUUAUGACAAUAAGAUAGCAAUCAGUAUCAGUGCCUGUCUGACAACAUCUUUGGUGCUCCACAAUCCGAUCCCAUAAUGAUGUCCAAUUUCUAUUGGCAAUCACUGAAAAGAGAAAAAGAAUAAUAGAAUCAGAGCCAUGCUUCCAUCCCCCGACCCAAAUGCCAGUCCAAAGAACGGGUCAGAGAGCUGGUAUUCUCUCUUUAAUCUUUAGUCUUCUUCUGGGAAGUGAGUGACUCUCACGUUCUCUCCAAUACUGCUCUCGAUAAAUCCAUGUUGUUUCAUCAUGUUCCUCUUGUCUCUUCUUGGGUUCCGAGCUAUCACGACGGAAGCAGGAAGCUGAAUCCCCUGCAUUUCUUCAUCACCGCUAUUUGUUCUUAGAUUCCAUCAUUUCCUUUGGCGGCAUCAUCUCUCUGUUUAGCCGGAUUCACCUGCUAACCUUGGUAUCUUAGUCUGCACAUCAUCGCAAGGUACCUUCCAAGUUGCCACCUUUUCGUGUUUAUUGCCGUUAUCCUCUCUUUUUCUCUGGUCCUAUUUCCUUUUGGUUUCUGAUGAGACUGCUGUGCUUCUGACCGUUAGUAGGUGGCUGGGAUUCUUUUCCCCUGCUUUCUGCUUCCUGGCUGACAUGUCUUUUGCCACCGGAGCUCUCUCCUGCUCGAAGAACAUGGGUUUGGAGCACAAGAUGGGGAAUGCUGAGAAAAAUGGGAUCUUGAUGGCUAGGGAAGGUGAAACGGAGGAGAACAGCGAGCGUAAGCAUGCUGGUAAGGAGGAGGAGAUCAACAGGCAGAUGAGCGAGACCUCCCUUUAUGCUACCGAGGAGGAAGAGGAAGAUGAUGAUGGGAAGGAUGGCAAACGGAUUGAUCUGGGACCUCAAGUCAGCCUCAAAGACCAGAUGGAGAAAGACAAGGAUGAUGAGAGCCUGAGAAGGUGGAAGGAACAGCUUCUGGGAAGCGUCGAUGUGAACUGUGUCGGAGAAACCUUGGAGCCCGAGGUUAACAUUCUGAGCCUUUCGAUCAUCUCUCCCGGAAGGCCUGACGUUGUCCUCCCACUUCCUGUGGCUCCGAACUCCAAGGGCGUGUGGUUUACCUUGAAGGAAGGUAGCCAUUACAGGUUGAAGUUUACCUUCUCCGUCAGCAACAACAUCGUCUCUGGUCUCAGAUACACUAACACGGUAUGGAAGACCGGCGUCAAAGUGGACCGAACAAAAGAGAUGCUGGGCACCUUCGGUCCUCGGCUUGAAUCAUACACAUACGAGACACCAGAGGAGACCACUCCCUCGGGUAUAUUUGCAAGAGGAUCAUAUGCUGCAAGGACCAAGUUCAUCGAUGAUGAUGGAAAGUGCUACCUGGAGAUGAACUACUCCUUCGACAUCCGUAGGGAAUGGCAACCGAUUAGCUGAAUAUAAGAUCAGUUCCAUAGAGAAAAGUCUGAUGCUUUUUGAGGCGACAAGUUCAUCAUCAGUGAUCAGUUUCAGAAAAAUCUUGUGAUUUCAGGAGGAGAUUGUAACAUUCUCAAUUUAGUCCCAUCUUAAUCUGCAGGAGGCAGUGGGUGUAUUAUCAUGUAUUCGAGUUUGAAUCAAAGUUAUGGCAAAGGAUGUGGCUCUGUCAAUCUAAGUUUGCCACUUGUAGUA
Musa acuminata AAA Group (dessert banana) is the source of this 1795-nucleotide messenger RNA. RefSeq names its product rho GDP-dissociation inhibitor 1. The coding region runs from base 791 to 1564 and encodes 257 amino acids. NCBI's taxonomy places the organism in Eukaryota, Viridiplantae, Streptophyta, Magnoliopsida, Zingiberales, Musaceae. Gene Ontology annotation, molecular function: Rho GDP-dissociation inhibitor activity; protein binding. The transcript is spliced from 5 exons. The record is from RefSeq and is a predicted model, not a curated record. Gene Ontology annotation, cellular component: membrane; cytosol; cytoplasm. Gene Ontology annotation, biological process: Rho protein signal transduction.